Molecule: messenger RNA, 684 nt
Organism: Anastrepha obliqua
Lineage: Eukaryota; Metazoa; Arthropoda; Insecta; Diptera; Tephritidae
Exons: 1
Coding region: 1-279 (92 amino acids)
Molecular function (GO): chitin binding
Source: RefSeq, a predicted model, not a curated record
AUGGCAUCGACAAAGCGAUCAACACAUGAACACGCUGGCGAUUACGACGGCGAACCCGGCUGCCAUACACUGCACGAGGUUAACGCCAUGUUCCGGCACUACUGGGACCCUACAAAAUAUUGGACAUGUGAGGCACAAGGACGUCCGGCAAAAUUGAAACGUUGUCCACAAUCUCAUCUCUACAUGGAUUCGCAAAGCCAAUGUGUUAUGUAUACCGAAUGGCAAUGGACGGAUCCAGCCGAUCCACCAAGCCGUCCGCAAAGCGCAAAAAGCACGUGAAGUUGAAUGAUAUGGAGGUGGUUUCAAAGCAAAAACAACAAACUAAUUAAAUAAACGUGAUUAGAGCAAGCACAUGAAUGCACGCAUACAUACACACACGCACAUUGGUGCUCAACGUACAGCCCAAAUUCGUGUACAUACAUACACACAUUCAUAUACAUACAUCUUUGUAGAUAAGUAUGCCACAAAGUUUGUCGAUGUGAUUUAGCAGUUUAGCGGCAACUGAAUAUGUAUUCGUACGUAAGGAAGAUAAUUUUAAUGUCAAUUAUAAACAUACAUACGUAUUUACUUUUAGACGAUGACUGAAAAUUUUGUUUAAGUAAUACAACUGUGGCUAUUAUUAAUUAAAAAAUAAAAACUUCCAAGUACUUAGGUAGUUUAUCGAAAAACGCUUUAUGCUUUAUU